AUGGCGUUCAUCAGCAAUGUCGUGGCGAUGAAGGCGGCGGCCGUGGCCGCGCUGCUGGUGAUGGCCGCGGUGUCACCCGCCGCGCGCGCGCAGGGAGGCGCGCCGUCGGUGCCCGCGGGCCCGCUGGACAUCGCGCAGCUGGGCGCCAAGGGCGACGGCAAGUCGGACAGCACCCCGAUGCUCCUCAAGGCGUGGAAGAACGCGUGCGACGCGACGGGGGUGCAGAAGAUCGUCAUCCCGCCGGGCAACUACCUGACGGGCGGGAUGGAGCUGUCGGGCCCCUGCAAGUCCUCCAUCAUCAUCCGCCUCGACGGCAACCUGCUCGGCACAGGCGACCUCAACGCGUACAAGAAGAACUGGAUCGAGAUCGAGAACGUCGAGAACCUGUCCAUCAACGGCCACGGCACCAUCGACGGGCAGGGCGCCCUGGUGUGGAACAAGAACGACUGCCAGCAUUCCUACAACUGCAAGAUCCUCCCCAAUAGCUUGGUGCUGGACUUUGUGACGAACGCCCAGAUCCGCGGCAUCACGCUGGCGAACAGCAAGUUCUUCCACCUGAACAUCUUCGCGAGCAAGAACGUGCUGAUCGACAAGGUGACGGUGACGGCCCCCGGCAACAGCCCCAACACGGACGGCAUCCACAUCGGCGACUCCAGCAACGUGACCAUCAGCGGCACCACCAUCGGCGUCGGCGACGACUGCAUCUCCAUCGGCCCCGGCAGCAAGAUGAUCCGGAUCGAGGGCGUCAAGUGCGGCCCCGGCCACGGCAUCAGCGUCGGCAGCCUGGGGCGGUACAAGGACGAGAAGGACGUGGAGGACUUGAAGGUGAAAGGGUGCACGCUCGUCGGCACCACCAACGGCCUGCGCAUCAAGUCGUACGAGGACUCCAAGUCGUCGCCCAAGGCCAGCAAGUUCCUGUACGAGGACGUGACCAUGGACAACGUCUCCUACCCCAUCAUCAUCGAUCAGAAGUACUGCCCCAACAACAUCUGCGUCAGGUCCGGCGCCUCCAAGGUGGCCGUCACCGACGUCGUCUUCAAGAACAUCCACGGCACCUCCAACACGCCCGAGGCCAUCACGCUCAACUGCGCCAACAACCUGCCCUGCCAGGGCGUGCAGCUCAUCAACGUCGACAUCAAGUACAACGGGUCCGGCAACAAGACCAUGGCCGUCUGCAAGAACGCCAUCGGCAAGUCCAGCGGCUUGGCAAAGGAGCUCGCCUGCAUCUGA
This is a messenger RNA of Miscanthus lutarioriparius, 1230 nucleotides long. Lineage: Eukaryota; Viridiplantae; Streptophyta; Magnoliopsida; Poales; Poaceae. The record is from the annotation of a GenBank genome assembly.